AUGGACGAUGACCCCGUAAAUAUAAUCCCACAAGCUUGGUGCUUUAUAUGGAGAUGCGAGAGACUGGAACAAAUCCUUAUCUCUAUGAAAGAAAUAACAACUUCAUUCAUCCCACAGCAGCGUCUACAGGUUCUUCGGAUUGACCUCAAUCAUCUGGACAUUGCUACAGGCAUAACUUCGCCUUCCGAGAAGAUACUUGAAGAUCCAAGCUGGGAUUGGUUUCUAUCUCAAAGAGGAGUGUUCGGAAAAGGAACUUACCGUGCAAACUAUCUACUUCGGCGUGCGUUCAUGGACUACCAGGACUCGAGUAUUCCCGAAUUUUGGCCCCGCGAGCUGUAUGAAACCGAAAUCGAAGAAAAAGAUAAUAAUGAGGAUCCUACUGCCAAGGAGUCGUCCGAUCAACCCGAUAACACUGGCGGCGACAAGGAGAGCGAUAAUGAUAAACCGCAUGAUAAAGAAGUCAAUAAGGGCGAGGAAAUAAACUGUGACAAGGCCAGAGAAGGGGAAACCGUGGAUCCCGAAACAACGGGUGAGAGUGAUGAAGAUGGCGACAAGAGCGAAGAGAGCGGUGGCAAUAAUCGCAAACCAAGUGAUGAAAGUCACGAGAAGAGCGAGAAAAGCGAAAAGGAGGCCGACGACAGCCAUGAGAUGGUGAUUCCGAAAGCUUUGGACCUGGAUAUCCGCAAUUACCGGACAAAUGACUGGUCGGUCUACUGGCACCAAAGACUGUACGAUCUCGAUCUACCAGACAAUGCACACGGAAUCAGUAUCGCCAGGUCAAUGGAGCUAAAUCACCCGCACAAAUGCCAUGCAUGGGCUCUGGUAGAUGUGAUCUUAUGUGGUUACGAACGCCCAUCGACUGCCGAGCUCAUAGCCUUAGCUAGCUGGGGGUUGAGAGGCAUGUUUCGUCAAUUGGAGUCGCUCGCCAACGGAAUUAAGCCAGAGGACGUCCAUAUGCUCAUGUUCGACCAAAGAUGCUGUGCUCGUGUGCUAUACGGCUACUUUGAUGGUAGACUUCAAGUUCAAUUUACCCCGGUCUUGAACUUUAAAGAAUUUACCGAGGUCAGGUCGCCAACCUUGGAUGGUUACAUGGGAAAAAUUGACAAGAAUAAAUAUUAUGACAUGAUGCACUCACUGCUUCGUUGGGCGUGGCCUCUUGGUCAUCAUCUCACCACCCUGGCUAUCGCUCAGCCCUAA
This is a messenger RNA of Penicillium mononematosum, 1197 nucleotides long. RefSeq lists its product as uncharacterized. Lineage: Eukaryota; Fungi; Ascomycota; Eurotiomycetes; Eurotiales; Aspergillaceae. Bases 1 to 1197 code for a protein of 398 amino acids. The transcript has 4 exons. The record is from RefSeq and is a predicted model, not a curated record.